GACAGCGCUGUAUCAAUCCACAGGAAGACAACAAGGCUGCAAGAUGAAGUCUCUCUCUGGCGCAGUGGCACUGGCCCUCCUAGCUGCUGUGACACUCAUGUCACCCACCACCGACGCCAAGGUUUUCACCAAGUGUGAACUCCUGCAGAGGAUGAAGCCUGAAAUGCCCAAGACCAUGCCCAACAUCGAGGAGAUCAUGGCAAAAGCUAUCUGCAAGGUGGAGAAGACCACCGGCUUCGACACCACCCGUGUCAACCCCUCCAAGACCCUGACCCUGCCUCCCGAGGUGCUGAAGCUGGUGGGCCUGGGCGGAGGACUAGGGGACGGCAGCAGGCAGAACCAGUCAGCGCCAGGCGGGCUGCCGGCCGGACCCCGACCCGGCAGCCCUAACGGGCCCCCCAAUCCACCCCCCGGAAACUCCAUCAAUUUAGGGGACCUGUUCGGGAUCUUCCAGCUCAGCAACCGCUUUGCCUGCAGCGACGGAAUCACUCCCUCGCACAACGUGUGCAGCAUGGACUGCAACAAGCUGAUUGAUGAUGACAUCACCGACGACAUCACUUGCACGAAGACGCUCAUUACGCUGAUGAAGCAGAAACUACCUAAUACUCCCGAGGCCAUGAAGACUAUGCAGACAAUGAUGGAGUCGAUGUUCAGCGAAAUUGACUGCCUUACUAAGGACCCGGCUGUCUAUUUCGCCGGCUGUUAAGUCAGCCCUCCAAGCAGAGAGGACCCGUAGAAAUACAGAGAGAAUCAGUAGCGUCCAUCUUUAUCUCUAAUCAUACUUAUUAUGUCUGGGCAAAUGCUGUCACUAUGUUAUGAAAGUAUCAUACUCAAUGAAAACCAUUAAUAUGUCGCGUCACCUUUUUGCCCUGAAGAGAAGACGGACGGAGAAGCCAUCAUUUCCAACUGCUUUUACCUCACUUAAUCACCUCCUUCCAUUGUGUUCAAAUCAGGUCUGUUCCGUGUUUCAUUAUAAAGUGACAGCUUCAAGCCUUUCUGCUAUAGCCUUUGAUGGGACUUUUCUAUUUCUUUCAAUAAACAUUAUGUUUAAACAUUA
Molecule: messenger RNA, 1057 nt
Organism: Lepisosteus oculatus (spotted gar)
Lineage: Eukaryota; Metazoa; Chordata; Actinopteri; Semionotiformes; Lepisosteidae
Product: sperm acrosome-associated protein 5-like
Molecular function (GO): lysozyme activity
Source: RefSeq, a predicted model, not a curated record